Molecule: messenger RNA, 1594 nt
Organism: Diatraea saccharalis (sugarcane borer)
Lineage: Eukaryota; Metazoa; Arthropoda; Insecta; Lepidoptera; Crambidae
Source: the annotation of a GenBank genome assembly
AUCUUUAAGCAUUUUUAAAAUAUUUUUUGCAAGGUCUCUGUCUCAUGAAACAGUCGAUCGUUUGUAUAUAUGAAAAUUUAGAUAUUCAAUACUUUGAACUUCGAUAAAACGACUAAUUGAUUAAAUAAUUUAAUAUUCUUUAUUUUAUUAUCCUAUGAGACGUAAGAAACGUAUUCCAUGUACAUAUAUAUUGGUUGGGUAAAAUAGCAAUAACAAAAAUUCUCAACACUUUUUGUUUCAGGUGUUCACCGUGUGGUCCCAUGGUAUGCUACAAAUAUGAAGACUGCGGUCCACCAAAAGGAAAAACCGCAGAAGGGGUUUCUAAAGGCGAGGAGGGUGGCGCUGAAAAAAAGGAUGAAAAAGAAAAUCAGCUGAAAAGAACCAAAAGCCGGGAACUGCGGGGAGGGGUCAUGUAUUAUAGCUGCCAUUGCAUCAAACGAAAUGGACUUCAGCAUGAUUGCCGUCGAACCGGUUGCGGUGGCGAGCCGGCUUGUUUGGUAUUACCUGAUCCAGUGUGUGCUCCGAGUCAGCUAGCUCGCGCUCGAGGCCUUGCAGACCCUGCACCUUUUGCAGCACAUCUUAAUGCACAAGGUGGUGGUGCGUCUGGAAGCGCCGCAGAUUCUGGCUCUAGUGGCGGAAAAAAGUUUAUAGUAUGUGAACUGAAAGGAAUCGUACCAGACAUAUCGACGGACAAAGGAGGCAAAUGCUGUAAGUGUCCAGUUUCUACACAAGGUUCUAUUAUCACUUCUGUCAAUGUAAAAACUGAUCAUCAUCCAACCAUUUCUAAAUGUCCCUGCGGCGCAAACUCUGGCAGAGCUGAUGUUCAACCACCGCUUGUUCUUGACAAGAAACUCAUAGAAUCUAUAUUAAAAUGUUUUGAGGCUAAAGAAUUGGCUCAAAAUGAUAUAGUUUUAGGACCAGGUGGCCGUGUUCGGAAAACUUCAACAUCCAUUAAAAAGGAUGAACCUUGUACGAGACCAGGUUGUAUACACUGGCAACCGCCGCCGCCUUGUAUGUGGGAUGCUCCUUGCAAAGCAGACUGUUUUGAAGCUCGGCCGGGAAUCCAACCUGGCCGUAAUCAAAUGAAAGAGGGCGGUGUUCUUGGUGUAAACCAACCAUUGGGACAAGAUGUUGGAGAACUAAAUAAACCUCAUCAAAUAAACCAACCUAUAAAAUUAUUAACACCAAACUGUUGCACAGGUUGCUCUACGUCGGGAGGCGGUGGCGGUCCAUCGAGCAGUGGUGGCCAAAUGGCAGGCCUGCCCGUAAUGGUGAUGAAGCUCUGUUAGCAUCUAGCUGAAGUUCUAAAAGCUUAAGAAAAAGUGAAAACUACCAAUAGGUACCAUUACUUAUCAAAUAAAUGUUUUUUUUAUUCAUUGUUUUUUAUUCAUUGUAGUUUCAGUGAGAAACAUCUUAAUUUUCUUUAAUACCUUUAUAUUGUCACGCAAAGACUACUGGACCGAACUUAAAAAGAUUUAGUUUAUAUGGGUUUAGCAUUAAAGCUCUUAGUAAUGACUGAUGAAUUUGUAUGUAUGAUUGAGAAGUUCGCGGCCUCGGCAAGAAAAGAAUAUAAAAUAUAAGUAAAAGUAAUUUU